Messenger RNA from Suricata suricatta (meerkat), 7923 nucleotides. It is a transcript of the gene CEP295, whose product is annotated as centrosomal protein 295. Gene Ontology annotation, biological process: regulation of centriole replication. Lineage: Eukaryota; Metazoa; Chordata; Mammalia; Carnivora; Herpestidae. The record is from RefSeq and is a predicted model, not a curated record. Gene Ontology annotation, cellular component: cytosol; centriole; centrosome.
GACGGGAGGUCGGCGAUGGCUGCCCCGCAGGCGCACAAACGGCUGUUGGGGACUGGUGGGCCGCAGGCGCCAGGGCCUUUUCUGUCUGAGCUGUGAUUCCUGACUCCCGGGUUCUGAUUCACCGAACCUUUAUAUUUUAAAGUACCCAGAAAUGAAAAGAAAGGUAGGAAAUGCUGGCAAACUGAGAUUGAGUCCUAAUGAAGAAGCUUACAUUUUAAAAGAAGAUUAUGAAAGAAGACGAAAACUAAGAUUGCUGCAGGUUCGAGAACAAGAAAGGGAUAUCGCUUUUCAGAUAAGAGAAGAUAUAAAACAGAGGAGAAAUCAGCAAUUAGCUCGUUUGGCAGAGGAACUAAGGACAGAAUGGAAAGAAUCACAAACUCAGAAAAUAAAGAACUUGGAAAAACUUUAUUUGGCAAGUUUAAGAAAUAUGGGAGAGGGACACCAACAAGCCAAAGAAAAUGAACCUGAUUUGAAUGCUCUGGCACUGCGGGCAGCAGAAAGAAAAAGAAAAGCAGAAAUGAGGCAUAAAGAGGCUCUGAAAUUACAGAAAAAUCAAAAAGAAAAACUAAUGAAGCAAAAAACGUGGCACAUAACAGCUCGAAAGGAAGCACUACUUGUGGAAAAAGAGAGGUCUGCUAAAAUCACAAGUCUGCCACCACCACCUCCAGGUCUUUUUGAGAACAUUGAAUUAAAGAAAACUUCUCCUAUGAAAACUAGUAGUUCUACCUAUCAUCAUCUCCACACUUUUGUGAAUAGAGAGAUGGACACAAACCAGCCAGAUCCUCAUGUGGCUGCUGAAGAAGAAGAGAAAAGACUGAAAGAACGACAAAAACAAGCAGCACAAGAGAGAAUGGAACAGUGUGAGAAGGCGCAUGUGCGGGGCUUCCAGGCGCUGAAAAAGAUCCAUUUGGCUCAAACUCAGGAGAAACUGCUGAAAGAACUCAAACAGCUGCAGCAAGAUGACCUGGCACGUAGGAGGCAGACUGUGGCGCAGAUGCCACCACAGCUGGUUGAACUUCCGUACAAGCGCAGUGAGAUGAAAGAAGACUGGCAGAGAGAGCUGGAAUUCGCCUUCGAAGACCUGUAUAACGCGGACAGGACGGUGAAAGGAAACCUGAUUCUGCACCUUGAACCGGAACCUUUGCCCAUCGUGACUGAUCAGAUCCAAGAUGAAGAACUGGACCUUUCAGUGGAACAAGAAAAUUUAGCGGAAACUGAAAACAUUCCAGUGACAGAAGCAGAAACAAUAUGUUCUAAUGAAGCAGACGCUUCCUUAGCAAUGAAGACCCACCAGGUCCCUUCAAAAAUUCUUUUUAAAAAAUUAUUAAAUAAGAUCCGAAGCCAAAAAUCUCUCUGGACAGUUCAGUCCGUGUCUGAGGAUGAAAGCGAAGUGACUGCAACGGCUACUGAGACUGAGAGUAAAGCCCCAACAGUCGAAUCAGGAGCAAUUGCUGGCGAAGAAGGAACAUUAUCCUCUGAGCAGGAACAAGUUGCUGAAAGUGAAACUUUAACAGUUGACUCUGGACCACUUAGUAGUGAAGAGAAACCACUUUCACUGGAUACAGAAUAUGAAAAGGGACAAGCUGGUGCUAUCAUGGAAAUCGAAGAGCAGAAGCAAAAGCAGUUGGAAUUACUUGAACAAAUUGAACAACAGAAGUUACGAUUAGAAACCGAUUGCUUCAGGGCUCAACUGGAAGAAGAAAAAAGAAAAAGCACUCAGCAGACUGGGGUCAACACUGCUCCAACAUCACACACUGUGAAAUCUGAUGAAGAUAGUCACAGGCAGAUGAUUCGUAACUAUCAACGUCAGCUUUUACAGCAAAACAGGUUUCACAGACAAUCUGUGGAUAUAGCCAGGAAACGAUUACUCGAGUAUCAGACUAUGUUAAAAGGAAAGUACCCACCCGUGUUAGCCACUUUGUUGAUACCUGAUUCUGUUACGACAGUACCACCACAGAAAUCUGAAAGACCCACUGUUACAUCAGAGCCUUGGGACCAAGGUCAGAGACCCAAGUUGAGUCCUAACAAAUAUCAACCCAUACAGUCUGUACAGAUCUCCAAAUCAGAACAAGAUUAUUUUCAGGUUCCAAGACAAAGUCUCUUUCCACAAAGCCAGGUGGAAACAACAGACACAUUAGUCACUUCAGAUGUUUUAGCUAAGCAGUCUCUGAAAUCAGAGGAACAGCUUAAGCAGUUCUCACAGAGUGAAGUACAACAGAGAGACUAUAAAUUGGUUCAUAAAGAUUCUCAUACACUUUCAAAGCCUUUGUCACAUGAUAGGCCGCUAAUAUUACACGAUCCUAGAGAAAUAGCUCCAACAACUACGGCAGCAACUUCUCAAACUUUGGACUCCCAGCAAAGGUUCUCAGAGAACAAUCAAAGUAUGCCCUCUAAGCUGACUGAACAUUCUUCAUUCCAGCCACUGGCAGCUGAGCGUGCUUUUGGUUCUCUGCCUGCUACAGUUGAACCUGGAAAGAUCCAGGAACGCUUUUCAACCCUAAGCAAAAGUACAGUUCCCGUAAGUCGUUCUGUAAUCAGCCAAAUACAGGAUACGUCUUGGCCAUCCUCACAGAAUAUCGCAGCCCAGCAGGGUAAUUUGAAGGCUCUCCAAGAACAGUUAGACCUUCAGAAGGAAAUUCUUCGGUCAAGACAGGAAGCUCAGGAACAACUGCUUCUGCACAAACAGAAAGAGUUGGAAGGACAAACCGGCCUCUCGAUAUCCCUUCCAUUAGUAUCUCUGGAUUCAUUUGCCACGCUAUCUUCUGCCAGAGCUGAAUCAGGGAGCAUCCAGGAACCUUCUCCAAUCAGGGGUGACGCUGCAGUUUCCUCUGGCCAUCUUGGGGUCCCACGACUUCAGGAUAGGCUUUUGAGUGUCUCACAGCCCCUCUUAUCACAGCAAGAUCAUCUUAAAUUUCUCCAAGAGCAGUUAGAUAUUCAGAGGGACAGCCAGCGGCGGGCGAGGCGAGAAGCCCAGGAAGUAUUACACAAACAGAGUGAAUUGGAUGGAAGACUAUGGUCUGAGCAGACUGAACCCCCUUCUCUCCCAUCUCAGGUACCUCAGCAUACAUUUGCUUUUCUACCUUCUGCCAGCACUCAUUCUGGAAAAAUCCAGGAGCAGUAUUCAUCUGAGAGUGAGAAGGGACUUCUCUCAAGCCAGCCUGAAAUCCAGAAAUCUCAGGAUGGGUCUUUGAGUUUUCUGCAGCAGUUCCUACCUUUGCGUGACAGUAUGAAGUUGCUCCAAGAACAGCUGACGACACAGAAGGACACCUUUCAGACAAGGCAUGAAGCCCAGGCAGAGUUGCUUUUGCAGAGACCAAGGGACUUGGGAGACAGUACGUCUGGGCACAUGAGUUCUUCAUCACCACCAGUGGUUGCUCAGUGUUCAGUUGCUUCACAACCUUCUGCUAAAGCUGAGCCUAGAAUUUAUUCAUCUGAGAAGGAGAGUAGUAUUCCUUCAAGUCAUUUGGUAAGCCCAGCAUUUCGGGACCAGCCUUGCAGUUUGCCACAGUACAAGCUGCCACAACAAGAAAGUUUGACAGCACUUCGGGAACAGUUACACGUGCCAAGGGUGAUACUUGGUGCUAAACCAGAAACUCAGGAAUUUGUACACAAACAAAGUCAAUUAGAAAAAACAGUUUCUUCUGAACAGACUGACACCUCUGUGUCCCUGUCCCAGGUAGGGGACUCUGAAAGAUUCCAGGACUUUACGUCAGUCCAGAGUGAUAGUGCAGUUACUGUGAGCCAGCCUAAGAUCCUGAGAGUUCAGGACAGACUUCUGAGAUUUCCACAGCAUACACUACCUCUACAAGAUGGUUUGGAGGAACACCAGAAAUGGCUAGGCCCACGAAAGGAGGCCCUUGAUUUUAGCCAGAAAACCCAAGGAACUAUAUCUUCUGAACGAACUGACUCAUCAUUCAUACCCCAGUUAGGACAGCCUUCAUUUACUUCAUUACCUUCUGCUGAGUCUGGCACAACGCAGGAAGCCCUUUCGACAGAGAGUGAUAGUCAAGUUCUUCAAAGCCAUUUUCAGAUCCCACAGCUGCAGGACAGGCUUUUGAGGAUAUCACAACUUAUCCAGCCUCAACAAGAUAAUUUGAAGGCUCUUGGAGAAAGGUUAGCUACACAGAGAGAAGCUAUCAUUCAGUCUAGACAGGAAGCUCAGGAAGAAUUCCUUUUGCAUAAACAGAGUGAGUGGAAGGAAAGAAUGUCUCCCGAUCAGGUCGGCGCCUCUUCCUUCCUGCCCCCAGUUGUACAACACUCAUUUGCUUCCUUACCCCUUAGUGAAUCUCAAAGAGUCCAAGAACCGUGUUCAACUAAGAGUGAUAAUACAGAUUCCUCAAGAUGCUUUGAGAUACCAAGAUUGCCUGAUAGGUUUUUAGAUUUAUCACACUCUGCUCUAACCCAACAAGAUCACCUGAGUGCCCUUCAGCAAGAACACCUGUAUGCACAAGAAAAUUCCCUUCCAUGCAGCAAGAAAACCCAGAAAGAAUUGGUUUGGCCCAGACCAUGUAAAUUUGAGGAAAAGUUACCUGCUGACCAUUUUAUCCAAUCUCACCGGGGUGAUUUGGAGGCACUUCAGCAGCAGUUAGAUGUGCAGAGGAUAUCCAUUCGAACUAGACAGGAAGUCCAAGAAGAAUUACUUUUGCAAAGACUAAGUCAGUUGGAGAAAAGGGUAUCAUGUGAGCAGACUGGCUCUUCAGCCUUACCCCAGGUGGUGCCACCUGUUGCUGAUUCUGAAAGAUUCCAAAAGCCGUUUGCAACCAGAUGUACUGGCACUGUUGGCGCAGGUCAUCCUGAGGCCCCAGCACCCCAGGAUAGACCUUUGACUUCACCGCAGCCUGUUCUGCCUCAGCAAGACAGUUUGACGGCACAGUUGGACUUACAAAGGGAAAGGGUGCCUCCUGAUGAGAAAGUCCAGGAAGAACUGCUGUUAAACAAACAAACAAAGUGGACUGAAAGCGAGCAUACACUUCCCUCUUUGUUUUUACCGCAUGAAGGAGAGCCUUCAUUUAUUCCACUGCCUUUCGCUGAAGUUCAAUCUAAAAAGAGUUAUGAAUUGUACCCCUCAGAGAAUGAACAUGCAGCUCCCUCAAGCGAUUCUGUGAUUCCCAGAUUUCAAGAUAGACUUUUGAGUUUUUCACCACCCAUCUUAACUCGGCAAGAUAACCUGGAGCUUCAGAGGCAGCUGGAUCUACAAAAGCAAGCUCUGCAGUAUAGCCAGAAAGCCCAGCAAGAGCUGCUUGUACAGAGACAGACAACACUGCGGCAGCAGAUACAGAAACAUCAGGAGAUUUUGAAGGAUUUCUUUAAAUACAGCCAGGUAAGUAGUGAGCCCACAGUUGAAAAUGAUGUCAAAAGUCAGAAGCUGGGAGAGUGGCUUCCUCAUCCCCAAGACCCAGAAGGAGAUGAUCAGAAGCACUUUAGGCCUGUGACUAGGAGCACCUCUGAUGACAAGCAGCUGCUUUCAGAAAGUAGUGCCAGGCAGAGUGGCAAGCAUCUGGACAAAGAACUGGAUAGGAGGUCCUCAAAGCCACCUGUAGCAAAAGUUAAAUGUGGAUUGGAUUUGAACCAACAUGAACUUAGUACUAUACAAGAAGUAGAAUCACCUACAAGUGGCAGAACUUCUAUAUUAGGUAAACGAGAUUCUAGUCAAGAAAGGGACCCCCUGAGGGUCUCGAUAAGCCGAGAACAAAGUUUCUUUGGGAGCCCACUGGACUGUGAUGCAUUUGGUUGUCUUUACCCAGUUGCCCAGGAGAAUGUUUGUGGUGUUAACUCCAGUGAAGCAGUUAAAGUCAGGGAGGCCGUGGCUGACAACCACGCGGCAUUAAGUUACGCUGUGGAGGAAGAAGAUCCAUAUCUGAGGCCACCUGUGAAGCCGGAUAAUGCUGAAACAGAAGAGAUUUAUCAUGAGCCAUUAUCGUCCAUAACUGUUUCUACUGGGAGCUUUUUAAGUAAUGAAAACACAGAUUUGAGCCUUACAGAUGCAGGGUCCUUUUCAGAGCAUGCGGACCACGGGGAACAAGAACCUACCACCGGUAAAGAAGAGGAAACGAAUGUGUUAAGUUUUGUAGUUCCUGCAUCACAAGUCACUGAUCAGAGGCAGGACUCUGGGGAAGUUCAUAAACCAGUGUCGCCUGCAGUGGAAAAUUUCACAUCUGAUCAGACACAGCUUCAGCAGAUGAUAGACAAGCACAUAAAUGAAGCAAAUUUGAUGACUGAGAAAAUAGACUUGCAGGUUGACCUUGACUUUCCGGAAUUGGAACACACUUUUCCAAAUUUGCAUCGUCAGCUAUUUAAGCCCUUAGAACCACAUCCAGAUUUUGACACAUUAUCAUCGUACUCUGGGAUUUCUCAAGACAGCCGAGACUUCUACCAGAACUCAGAGUCUUCAUGUGAAAGCUUCCCUGCUACCAUUUCAUCCAGAAGCUCAGUUUCCCUUACAGCACUGAGAACCAGCGGGAGGCCUUCUAGUGCAAGUCCCAACCAGCAACCUGACGCGCACGCGGCUGCGGCCCAGACUUUAGCUACAGAAAAUAUGACUGAAGGCUCUGAACAGUCUUUUCAACAGCUUCUGCCAGAAUUUUCCUCACAGGAUGGGGGCCAGCAUGCUGAUCUACCAAGCAUGUUUAGCAUUGAGGUAAGAGAUUCUUUCCAAAGCAUGGAAAAUCAGAACUAUGCUGAACAGACUAAAUUACAAAAUAGGGGGGGGAAUGUUCAUUUCCAGAUCAUUUUCUUAGGAAAUUUACAAAAUUCAGUCUUCAGUUCAUCUGAUGAGGCUAAUGUUUUUCAUCACUUACAUCUACAGCAUAGCACUCCCUGUGGUUCUGUCUUUAGUGAGUGCUCAGUAAAAGCCCAACCAGAAAGCAGAAAAGAAAGACCGGCUUCUGAAGAACUAUCAGAAAGAGGGAUUGAUACAGGGCUACAAAGUCAAGGACUCAAUGGAGACAAAAAGGAAACCUGUGAGGUUUUAAAUGCAAAUUCACACGUAGAGGAAAUUGAUUCUCAAUUGUGUCGGAGAACAGUGGAGAUGGGAACUUCAGAUCAAGCACCAUAUUCUGUUCAGGAUGAAAAAUAUUUUGAGAAUUCAACUAAAGCAGAAACUCCAGAAAUCCCAAGAAACCAAUCUCAACUAGCACCAUCAGAGCUCUUUUUAAGUUCGGGAUCAUUACAGAGUUCUAUUCCAAUUUGGGAGACAGAGUCUGGACAUGGUAUAAUGGAAGAACCAGAGCUUACUUUAGUAAGCACCAGUGAUAUUAGUACUGCUGAAAUGGAGUUUGCAAAUUUAACCCUAGAAGAAAAUAAAGAAAAUGAGGCAAAAAGCAGUUUUCAGGUGAAUGAAUGUCUGCCUCUUCAAUCAGAAGAAACCUCAGAUUAUCCGGCUGUCUCAGAACACUGUGUGGAGGAGCCAGGGACAGUUCUGACAGAAACCCCACUGAAGUUAAGAGCUAUACCUGGGAGCUUACAAGAAGCAUUUAUAAAAAGGAAAAAGUCAUUUAUAGAGAGAUCUUCACAGAGACAGAAAGAAAUAAAGAAUAAAACUUACAGUUCUGAGAAGUCUCAAAUCAAAAUAGUUAAGGAGAAACCUACAGGCUCAUCUGUGAGUCGCCUGAAGGGUGUGAAUAAGGUUAGAGUGUCACUUCCUGAAGACAGAAAGACUGCACAAGCCCUCAUGCGUCAACAGGCUCUAAGAUUAUACAAUCAGUUAGCUGAAGUGAAACAGCAAAGGGAAGAGAAAGCAAAGCAAGAUGCAUAUGCCCAAAACCGGGCAAGAGCAAAAGAAUUUCAUAAGAAAACACUAGAGAAACUUCGAGCCAAAAAUACAUGCUGACUUUCUACAAAAAGUGUAGUUUUUUUAAAAAUUAUGUGUAAUGUAACAUAGGCAAAGUUAUUUAAAGUCAAUAAAUUUUUAUUUAAGAAUUUUAA